AUUCAUGGUAGAAUUAAUGUAACUUUCUUCCCCGCCCUAGGUAGCAGAACCCAGACUUCUGGACCGACUUCGCAAAAUGGCGAGGGUCGCGAGUGGACGCGCGUUUGACAUUGAGAAUGUUGACCCUGCGACCGGUCUGCUGAGUACGCUUCGGAACUCCACGAACGGCGCCCCCCAGUUGAAGAAGGCCUCGGCGACCGUCGAUGCUCGGGCGCCCUUCUCGGAGCUUACGGGGCUGUUCCAGGGUCAAAGCCAGGAGGCGCCCCUUGCGCAGGCUCCGCUUGUCUUCCCGGCGCCGGCCGCGGCUACGAAGGACAAGGCGUCGUCGAGCCUCUUCGGCUGCUCCCUGAACGGCACCUGGGCGCCUGUCGAGUCCGCGCCGUCAGCCUCGACUUCUUACCUGCGCAAGAUGCGCUAACCCGCAGACCAACUAUUUAGGCCGUGCGUCAGGGGGCGCAAACCCCCACCUUGGGCGCCUGAACUCCGGCACAUGCCUGUAGGGCCGUGCUCUACCGGCCGCAAGCUGCUAGGUUGCCUGGGGUGGCGCACGGGACACUAUGGUUGCGGUUGGCAUACAGGAACGCCACUGCGUGUCAAGGCCCCCGGGAUAGGGUUUGGUGGGUAACGCGGCUUGAUGGCCGUGCGUGCACCAUUUAUUCGGGUUCAGUUGGCCGUAGCCAGGCGUCAGUUGAUACGUCCGUUAGAGAUUACAGAUGCCGCCGCUGGACGAUGAUAGUGUCAUAGACAGUUAUCGGUUGUUCGCGUACUUCGCAUCAGUGACACUGUCCUUUUCUCGAACCAGAUGCCGUGGUGCCCCACUCAUGCCGGUGCGACCAGUACUUUUGUGUCCCAAACAUGGGCGCACCGCUGGUGCAACCCAUAACCAUACUUCCAUGUCCAAUGCCCCCGAUGUGGGCCAAUUCGAUGCUGCGAACCUGCAUUCGAAGUUUGGAGUAAUGCGUGCCAUGCCCGCAACUGAUUGGGGGCUUUGAUGUUACCAGGUGUUGCGCGGGUGUUUUGGCAACACGUGACGUAUUCGAUACAUUCGAUGUUUAUGUACAGGCUGGAGAAGGUCCCUAGGACUUCAUGAUAUGAUGGGGCCACGACGCCAUGUGCUGUUCCGGGCAUACCCGCACGCCGCAAGCGGCGGCCAAAUAAAUCCAUAAAGUUCCAUAACACUGUGCCCAAUCCAAGGCCCAACCCACAUAAGAAGGGGGCUGUUGGCCAGUAGUGCCGUGUGUACAUUCACGUUGUAACAUCCUGCCAAA
Messenger RNA from Chlamydomonas reinhardtii, 1268 nucleotides. RefSeq lists its product as uncharacterized. The transcript has 4 exons. The record is from RefSeq and is a predicted model, not a curated record. NCBI's taxonomy places the organism in Eukaryota, Viridiplantae, Chlorophyta, Chlorophyceae, Chlamydomonadales, Chlamydomonadaceae. The coding region runs from base 77 to 418 and encodes 113 amino acids.